Molecule: messenger RNA, 835 nt
Organism: Sitophilus oryzae (rice weevil)
Lineage: Eukaryota; Metazoa; Arthropoda; Insecta; Coleoptera; Curculionidae
Product: ejaculatory bulb-specific protein 3-like
Exons: 2
Coding region: 57-437 (126 amino acids)
Source: RefSeq, a predicted model, not a curated record
AGUUUCAUAUAUGCGUGCACUUUUCUUAACAACGCACAUCAUUAAAUGCAAAUAAGAUGCACUCAAAAAUAGUUAUGUUAUGUAUUGUUUCAGUUGCGAUAAUUCAGGCAGAUGAAUCGAUUUCAAGGUUUGACAGUAUCGAUUACGAAGAGAUUUUGGCAAGUGAAAGAUUAUUGAACAACUACGUAAACUGUCUUUUGGAUAGAGGACCCUGUACACCAGAAGGAAACGAAUUAAAAAAAUUUUUGCCGGAUGCACUUGCCACCAACUGCGGAAAUUGUUCACCGAGCAGACAAGAGAAAUAUGACAAGAUUCUAACGUUUUUGGCGAAGAAUAAGAAAGUCUCUUGGCAUGAACUAACCGUCAAGUAUGAUCCCACUGGAGAGUACCGGUUGCAAUACAAGGAGAGCAGAGGAGUCGAUCUCGACAGCUUGUAAUUUAGAGUUGUAGCUCUACUAUUGUAUAUAAUAAUGAUAAAAACUGUAGAAAUAAAAUCCAAAACCUUUUAAAGUUACAUUGAAUACUUUUUUAUUCGCUCAUGUUUACCAACUAUUGUUCUGGUAGAUGCUAUGACGCUAAUUUAUUCCAUUCCGUGAAGUAAAAUACAGUAUGAUCGAAAAAAAACGGCGUGCAGUUGCUUGGAAAUGACGAUCGAUGACAUUUCCCAUAUAAGUCUGCAUUAGUGAUUUUGAUUUUCGUUACUUUUGAUUACUCGUUACGAAUCGUUACUCGACUACUAAUAGUGGAGUGCCCAGAGACUUUUAUCUCGGAAUUCAAUUACUUUGAAUGUAUUAAUGUGAAACCUUCUAUACUGUGUUUUAUAGAUAAAACACUA